GUUAGGUUAACUAUCGAAGUAAACAGUAUUUAUAUAUGUACUUGCAUGUAAUAAAAGUAGAAGUUAUUUUUUUAAUUUUACAUUCAAAUAAUCAAAAGCAUUCAAAUGAAUAUGUCUAUGAAAAAUCUCUUUAACUACAAGUUACGGGAAUUAUGUUAUCGUUUCGUACAUGCUGAAACAAAACAGAAGAAAACACCGCAGUGGUUAAAACCCAUUGGAUACGAAACAAAUAUUACAAUAUAUAAUACCCUGACAAAAUGUAAAGUACCAUUAAUUUUGAAGAAUAAAAAUGUUCUUAAUUGGUAUGUCUGUGGUCCAACUGUGUAUGAUUCUGCACAUAUUGGGCAUGCAAUGACUUACAUGAAUUUGGAUAUUAUUAGAAGAAUAUUAUCAGACCAUUUCAACAUAAAUACUAUAAUGGUCAUGUGUAUAACUGAUAUAGAUGAUAAAAUAAUAGCAAGUUCAAAGAAGAAGCAACAAAAUUAUCAGACGCUUGCUAAACAUUAUGAAAAUGAAUUUAUAGAAGAUAUGAAAAUGUUAAAUGUUAUCAAGCCUCACUUGUAUUGUAGAGUCACUGAUUAUAUACCUGAAAUUAUUGAAUUUGUUAAUGGUAUCAUAAAUAAAGGCUAUGGUUAUGUUACAAAAGAUGGUUCUGGGUAUUUUGAUACAACUAAAUAUGACCUUUAUGGAAAAUUAGGAACCCCAUACCCAGAGAGUAAUCAUCCUGAAAAGAAAUCAGCAACAGACUUUUGUUUAUGGAAAGCAGCUAAACAAGGUGAACCAUUUUGGAAAUCACCAUGGGGUAAGGGAAGACCAGGAUGGCACAUAGAAUGUAGUACAAUUGCAAGCACAGUUUUUGGAAAUUGUGUGGAUCUCCAUAGUGGCGGAAUAGAUCUUGCAUUUCCACAUCAUGAAAAUGAAGAAGCCCAAUCAUGCUGUUACCAUGAAGUACAGCAAUGGGUGAACUAUUGGUUACAUUGUGGUCACUUAUUUUUAGAUGAUACAAAAAUGUCAAAGAGCCUGAAUAAUACAAUUAAUGUAAGAGAAUUUCUUGCAAAAUACACAGCGAAUCAUUUGAGAAUGCUUUGUUUACUUACUAAUUAUAGAAAUGAAGUUAAAUAUUCUGAUGUUAUACUGACGAAUGCAGUAACUACAUUACAUAAAAUCGAACAUUUUAUUACCGAUUGUGAGAAUUACAUUGCAGGAAGAUGGAAUGUGGGCAAUGUUGAUGAAGUUGCAUUGUUACAUUGUUUGGACGAAACAAAAAGUAGCAUUGAUAUUGCAUUAGCAGACGAUUUUAACACUGCAAAAACCAUGAAGUUACUUCUAAACUUAAUUGAUGUAGCGAAUAAAAUGUUACAUAAACCUAAUGACUUUAAUAAGAGAAGUAUACCAGCAGUAGCUGCAGUGUCAAAUUAUAUAUCAACAAUGUUUUCAAGAUUUGGUAUUUUAAAUUCCUUGACAGCAGAAGAUGAUGAUAGAAUGAACAAUAUCGUAGAGCACUUUGUAAAAUUCAGAAACGCUGUUCGAAAUAGGGCUUUAGAACAAGAUGUAAAAGACAAAAUCAUACUAACGGCAUGCGACGAAGCACGAUUAAAUCUUUCCUCUUGUGGAGUAACAAUAAAGGUAAAUUAUUUGAAUAAUUUGCUUCGUAAAUGCAUUUCAUAUGCAAUGUAAUUUUAUUCUAC
Osmia lignaria (orchard mason bee) is the source of this 1688-nucleotide messenger RNA. RefSeq names its product cysteine--tRNA ligase-like protein, mitochondrial (gene CysRS-m). NCBI's taxonomy places the organism in Eukaryota, Metazoa, Arthropoda, Insecta, Hymenoptera, Megachilidae. Gene Ontology annotation, biological process: cysteinyl-tRNA aminoacylation. The record is from RefSeq and is a predicted model, not a curated record. Gene Ontology annotation, cellular component: cytoplasm. Gene Ontology annotation, molecular function: cysteine-tRNA ligase activity; ATP binding.